Plasmodium reichenowi is the source of this 587-nucleotide messenger RNA. Its product is annotated as putative exported protein. The record is from RefSeq and is a predicted model, not a curated record. The annotation marks the transcript as partial. The transcript is spliced from 2 exons. Lineage: Eukaryota; Apicomplexa; Aconoidasida; Haemosporida; Plasmodiidae.
AUGAUGAAUAAAAAAUUAAUUCAAACUAAGAACUUUUUAUCUGAAAGGAACUAUGGAAGUAUAGAUCAAAAUGUGAGGACUAAAAAUAAAAGAAGAUUAAUGAAAUUCCAAAGUAAAAGUAAAGCAAAAUCGUUCCUUUUUUUAUUGGAACUUAUGGUAUUCUCCCUUUUCAUAUGGAUUUUAAAGAGUGCAAAGCAUAACAUAUCAUCCAAAUCGAUAUAUAAUAAAAAUAAAUUCCAUAACACGUUCAAUAGAAGAGAUACAAGAGUUUUAGCAGAGAAAGAAGAUCAAUACAUAAGGGACCCAAAUAAUUCUAAUUAUCCUCAUAGAGACCUUGACAUCUGUAAUUGGGAUGAACCUCAUAAUCCUGAAAAAAAUCCUUGUGCCAUUCCACAAGACAAUUUAUCCAAUGAAGGCAUAGAAAUAAUUAAUUAUGUUGAUAAAAAAGAAGAAGAGAAACUUAAAAAUGAUUUGAAAAUACAUUUUGCCAAAAAACACUGUUCAUUAGUUAAGGAUAUAUAUAAACCUAUACAAUCUUAUGUAAACGGUUUUUCAAAGGUCGUAGAUCAUUAUGUUGAUAGUUUAAA